Molecule: messenger RNA, 1997 nt
Organism: Tinamus guttatus (white-throated tinamou)
Lineage: Eukaryota; Metazoa; Chordata; Aves; Tinamiformes; Tinamidae
Source: RefSeq, a predicted model, not a curated record
AAAUAUGGCUAACAAAAUACUCCUGGUUAAAAUAUGAUGAUGAAAGGGGGAUAAUGUUCUGUGCAUUGUGUCGUAAACAUAAUGUGGAUCUGGGGGAAAACAUACAUAAUUUUUAUUCUGGCACUGAUGACUUCAAGCUUGAAUUUAUAAAUAUACACCAGAGUAGUGAAGCUCAUGCCUGGGCUACCUGCAUGGAAGCUGCCAGCACUGCUUCACCUGAUAUAGCUUCUGCUGAACAAAUGUUGAAGAGUAUGAAUGCUAUAACAUUAGGAAGAGUAGAAAAUAUUUUUAGAACAUGCCAUGCUAUCGCUAAAUCUGGACGCCCCUUUACAGAUCUUGACUGGAUGUGCAAACUAGAUGAUAUGAAAGGAGUAGAUAUUGGUUCUGUAUUUAGAAACAACAAGUCAGCAAAGAUGUUUAUACAUUUUAUUGCUGAAGUAGAAAGAAGGGCUUUAAAAGAGAAACUGGAGAAAUGUAAAUUCUUCUCUCUUAUUAGCGAUGGAGUCACAGAUAGUAUAUUCAAAACAGCUGCCGUUGUCUAUGUACGUUUUGCAAAUGAAGGAAAAGUUCAUUGCCAAAUUGUUGGGGUUCAACCUGUUCAUAAAACUGAUGCUUCAAGCAUGAAGAAUGCUAUUGAGCAAACAUUACAAAUAAAUCUUCAGCUUAAUCUGGCAAGCCAAGACUGGUCAAGAAAACUAGUUGGGUUUGGAAGUGAUGGGACAGAUGUCAUGGUAGGAGAAAAGAAUGGUGUAGCUAAACUUCUGAGAAAAAUUCAACCUUGUGUGCAAUCUGUACAUUGUUUUGCUCACCGACUUAAACUGGCUUAUAAAGGAGCAUUGAAAAAUAUUCAGCUAUAUAACAUCUUAAGCAGAGUCUUGAAAAAUAUGUAUUAUUUUUAUCAUACCUCACCUCUAAAUAAGAACAAUCUCAAAGCCACAUAUGAAGCCAUUAAUUUACGUCCAGCUAUUCCUUCUCGCAUUGGAGGCUCCCAAUGGCUCCCUCGCCUGCAAACAGCACUCCAAAUUCUCCUUAAAGGUUAUCCUGCAAUUAUUCUACAUCUAAGUAAGAUUGAAAGAGAUCCAAGAGCCUCAAAUCAGCAAAAAGUCAAAUGCCUUUUACAGGUUCUUCUGAAAAUGAAGAUAGUCAAAUUCUCUCACUUCCUGCUGGAUGUCAUUAAUGUCCUCAACAUUCUGUUACGAGUUACUCUGGAUCACAGUUCUUCCAUUGCAGAUAUAUUUGCAACUGUGCAGUCAACCCUGGAAACACUUCACAUGUAUCAAGCAAGAGCUGGUCCAAAGGAACGCUUGAUGGAGACUAUUCCACACUUUCAUGGUUACCAACUUGUCGGAAAUGGAAAUAUAUUAUCAGUACGAACUAAAGUCCUAAGUAAUUUGAUGAAGAGGUUGCGUGACUGUUUUUGCGAUGCAAGUCAAGAAGUUUUGAGAGCAACUACUAUCGGAAGUUUUAAACAAUGGCCUGAAAAAAUUAGACAAGAAUUUGGUGAAAAGGAAGUGUCUGUCCUGACUAAACAUUAUGAAGUCAUGCUAGAGGCUGCCUCUGUGAAAACUGGUGAAGUUGAAAGCGAGUGGAGCAUGUUGAAAUUAGAGCUAUACAGCAGAUUUCAGAACAUCCAGUCCUUGACAUGGGAUUCAGUGAAUUCAGAUUAUUCAGUGAAGUAUCCCAACAUCCUGAGAUUGGUAGAUUUGAUCCUAACACUGCCUGCAAGUUCAGCUGAAACAGAGCGAGGCUUCAGCCAAAUGAAACUCACCAUGAUGCAUCUGCACUCCAAACUUGUGUCUGAAAGUGUGACAGAUCUUAUGAUAAUUCAGAUGAACUCUCCGGAUAUCAAAAGGUUUGACCCCAAGAAAGCUAUUCACCUGUGGAAUACUACUUGGCAGAGAAAGAGAAGACUACAGGAAGAUGAUGUGAAAAUAAAUGGAAAAUCAGAUUGCUCCUCUGAAUUUGAUUUGGAGAGUCACUGUGGAUGUGAUUAGAUG